AUGGCUCGACCUCCCGUGACUUCGGCGGAGCUCGAGUGCAUGGCUGGGAUGGACUCUCUGGAACAGCAGAAAGCUUUGGAGCCUGGGCAAACUUGGCGCGAGGGGUGGUACUACCCAGUCUCGCGGGUGUGGCCCAUGGGCUUCAGCUGGUCUUCUUUCGUCGCGCAGGAGGAGCUGCUGGGGCUGUGCAACGACGCGCAGUUGACAGAGCAGCAAGUGUUGUCCUGCGACACCGCCACGCCCGAAACCUUUGACCUCGUCUUCGGUGCGGCGACGGACGAUGUGAUGAUAUUCAGCACAGCAGGUUCUGGUGUGACUUCUGGUGCUGCCUCACGCUUGGACGCGGCCAUGGAGUGUCGUGGGAUUGUUCGAAAUACAGCCAAGGACGUCAAUGACAGCUUGGAUGCAACUUGUGUCGGAGUGAACCUUGAGCAGGGCUGUUUUCUCGCCAUGCCGCCGGCCCGCUGCCUAGCAGUAGCUGUGGCGGUUCUACACGUACUGAGCACCCAGGCAGUGUCACCGAAGCAGUUGCACCAACUGCUCGGAGUGAUGCAGUGGUUCGAUCUGUUGAGAAGGCCCAAGCUGUCCGUCUACAGUAGCGUGUAUGAUUUCGUUCGGCAUCCCAAAGAUACUUCGGUGCGACGUGUUCCCUCUCGCGUUUGCGCGGAGAUGGCUGCCAGCUUCCUGCUUGGUGUGUACUGGCUUACAGACUUGACGAGGCCGUUCCUGCCCCUGCUCUCGGCGACCGAUGCCAGCACUGAGUUUGGUCUGGGGGCAUCUGUGGCCAGAGUUACUUCCGCAGAGGCCCGUCGUAUCGCACGGUACGCGGAAAAGCAGGGAGACUUUGUGGUUCUGGACGGUGGAACCCUACAUGGCGCAGCCGCGAGGCGCCUCGGCAAGGCGCACAAGCUGCAAAUUUCCAUGCGGGAUUUCGUUGACGUGUUCAGCGUCCGUGCAAAACACAAAGCACACAUCAAUGUUCUCGAAGGCGAAGCUUUUGUCCUGUGGCUGCGGUGGCUGCUCAGAACGAGACGACAUCAUGCUACAAGAGUCGUGGUGCUUGUGGAUUCUGCAGUGUGGGUCGGGGCUGCCUCAAAAGGCCGGUCGUCUACACAGCUGAACCGUGUGCUGCGGCGUGCUGCUGCCCUGGAGAUGAUGGGGGAUUUACACGUACACCUGGUGCUGGUUCCCUCUGGUGAAAAUCCUUCCGAUUCUCCUUCACGCGGCCUGCGCCGACGCAAAAGCAAAGCGGCAACUUGA
This is a messenger RNA of Symbiodinium sp. CCMP2592, 1260 nucleotides long. The record is from the annotation of a GenBank genome assembly. Lineage: Eukaryota; Dinophyceae; Suessiales; Symbiodiniaceae.